Salvia splendens (bonfire salvia) is the source of this 1092-nucleotide messenger RNA. RefSeq lists its product as uncharacterized. NCBI's taxonomy places the organism in Eukaryota, Viridiplantae, Streptophyta, Magnoliopsida, Lamiales, Lamiaceae. The transcript is spliced from 4 exons. The record is from RefSeq and is a predicted model, not a curated record. The coding region runs from base 1 to 1092 and encodes 363 amino acids.
AUGGCCGUGAUUCCGUUCGCCGCCACGCGAUCCGGCAUCAGAGACUUCCUCCUCGCCGUCUCAUCCUUACUCUCCGUCACUCUGCUCCUCUACCUCCACAAUCUCGACCUCCCCUCCAACGUCGUCACUCACUCCGCCGCCGCCGAUCCCCCACCGCCGCUCUCUCUCCACGGCAUCCUCUUCUCCGUCGCCUCCUCCUCCUCCUCACUCCACCGCCGCGCUCCCUACAUCCGGCUCUGGCACCGCCCGAUCUCCCGCCUCAACACCACAUUCCUCUUCCUCGACCGGCCCCCGCCCCAACCGACCCCUCCCUCCCUCCCUCCCAUCAUCGUCCCUCCCGGCGCCGGAACCCUAGCUGCGGGCCAUCGCAUUGCGCGCAUCGUUAAGGACGCCGUCGACUUGAACGUCCCCGGCGUUCAUUGUAGCUCUGAGAGUUACGAGCAGAAUGAGAAAUUCAGCUUUGAUAUGGCGUAUGGUGGUGGCGGAUUCGCGGUCAGUGCGCCAUUAGCUCGGGUUUUGGCUAGGGUUCUCGAUUCAUGUCUCGGUAGGUACCGCCAUUUGUAUGGAAGCGAUGCUCGAAUUUUCUCCUGCUUAGCUGAGCUAGGCGUCCCGUUGACUGUCGAGAAAGGAUUCCAUCAGGUCGAUGUUCGAGGGGAUUUAUUCGGAUUUCUCUCUGCGCAUCCAAUAUCACUUGUUGCAUCAUUGCAUCAUAUAGAUGCUAUUGAACCAAUCUUUCCUGGCAAGGACCGAAUUAAUGCUUUGGAACAUCUUUCCAAAGCUUCACGCACUGAUCCUGCUAGGAUUUUCCAGCAGAGUGUUUGCUACAAAGAAACUAGUUCAGUUACGGUUUCAAUCUCAUGGGGUUAUGCUGUACAAGUAUAUGAAGGGAACAAACUUCUUCCUGAAGUACUCUCACUUCAGAGAACUUUUAGCCCAUGGAAGAGAGGAAAGAAUGUAUCUUCAAGCCAUACAACUGGUAUCUGGACCAAAUACACUAGACACAAUGCUGGAAGUUGUGUUAAAUUUAAAGCACUAGAGAGAUUGAAAGCAGUUAGCGCGUCGUCAUUGCUGCGAUAUUUCAUCGUUUUCUGA